Molecule: messenger RNA, 560 nt
Organism: Paramacrobiotus metropolitanus
Lineage: Eukaryota; Metazoa; Tardigrada; Eutardigrada; Parachela; Macrobiotidae
Exons: 2
Coding region: 24-545 (173 amino acids)
Source: RefSeq, a predicted model, not a curated record
UUUAUUCGCAAAUCUCCAAAAAAAUGAACUCAGCCGGAGCUAAGAUUACGCCCUAUAUAGUUGCUUCCGGCAUCCAGAUUAUCGGCGGGUUCGCUAUCUUGAUUGCUGAAAUUUCUGGUGCAGCGCUGACCGAUGGCCAAGGAUCCGCGACCGGUUACAUGGGUUAUCCCAUCGGCAUCUUCUACAUGAUAACCGGCAUCCUGGGCAUUGUCGCCGCGCGCAGUCAUUACGCGCGCUGUCCGAUGGUGGCAUCGCUGGUCAUGAGCGUCUUCUGCAUCCUACAAGCCAUCGGCAUGAUGGGCUGGCAGGGCCUCGUCAUCGCCAAGUGGUGGGGCUGGUUGAAGCCCGGUGUCGGCGGAGUCAUCGGCUCGCAGCUGGCCUUCUUCGCGGUCGUCUUCACCGCCAGCAUCGUCAAGUGUGUCUUGGUGUGUCGUGGCCUGCCGGACGCGGCGCCCUAUGUCCAACAGGUUGACCAGCCGGGAGCGUACGUUACGGCGGGGUUGCCCGGACAAUCGCCUCCAGGGGGAAUGCCGUAUCCCGGAUAGCAGACUGCAGCGUAU